Molecule: messenger RNA, 2117 nt
Organism: Pieris rapae (cabbage white)
Lineage: Eukaryota; Metazoa; Arthropoda; Insecta; Lepidoptera; Pieridae
Gene: Rab39
Product: ras-related protein Rab-39B
Exons: 3
Coding region: 120-788 (222 amino acids)
Biological process (GO): Rab protein signal transduction
Cellular component (GO): Golgi membrane
Molecular function (GO): GTP binding; GTPase activity
Source: RefSeq, a predicted model, not a curated record
GUACACAUUUACUACAUCUGUGGUCAAGUGUGUAUUCAAUUUCGUAAUUCGUAGUAUUAAUAUAUUUUUGCGUAAAUACGUAAAAUAAUUAAAGAAUUCCGAUUAUUAUAUGUUAGAAAAUGGUUGAUCCCAUAUUUGAUUACCAAUUUAGACUUAUUUUAAUCGGAGACAGCACUGUCGGUAAAAGUUCGCUUCUUAAAUACUUUACAGAUGGAAAAUUUGCUGAGUUGUCGGAUCCCACCGUUGGAGUAGAUUUUUUUGCGCGUAUCAUUGAAGUACAGGAUGGUACGCGAAUCAAAUUACAAUUGUGGGAUACUGCUGGUCAAGAAAGAUUUAGAUCAAUAACGAAAUCGUAUUAUAGAAAUUCAGUGGGUGCUCUUUUAGUUUACGAUGUUUGUAAUAGAUCAAGCUUUGAGCAUAUUCCCCUAUGGAUGAUGGAAGCCAAACGUCACAUAGAGCCUCAUAGACCUGUAUUCGCUCUUGUUGGGUGUAAAGUAGAUCUUGUAGGAACAGAUUCUAAAAAUGGUGCACGAAGAGAGGUUUCCUGUGAAGAGGCUAGGAUGUUUGCAGAAGAAAAUGGCUUACAUCAUGUUGAGACUUCAGCGAAAACAGGGGUUAAUGUUGAACAAGCGUUUAUUCUUGUUGCUCAAGAAGUUUACAACCGGAUCCAAACAGGGGAAUAUAAAGUUGAGGAUGGUUGGGAUGGUAUAAAAUCUGGUUUCAAUCGACCAAAUGGUAUGGACUUUAACCUUCUUGAAGCAGAAACUGUACAAUCUACAUGCUGCUAAUUGUUGUAUAUAAUUUGAUUAUGAACCUUAGUCACUUAAAACUUUGGAUUUGUCUAAUCCACUGUUUUAAGAGAAUUCGGUGAUAAGUGAUAUAAUGGCAAAUAUGUAGAUAUGAUGCACAGUAAAAUAAAUAUAGUGUAUUUUAUAGUAUAUCUGUACUAACUAGAUGUUCUUAUAAUCUAUUAUUACUAUUACAUUAUCUCAAAUACAAGAAGGUCUUCAAUAGGCAUUUGAUAUAGUCUGCAUUUUACACAUUGCACAAAUGUUUUGACUACUAAAUUAUAUUUUGCUAUUUUCUGUAGUGUAUUAGAUACAGUUCAUAGUGUGCUAGAAACUUCCACUCAUUAAAAUCGAGCAGAGAUUGUGCUAUGUAAGUAUAUUUGUUUAAAUUAAAAAUUCACAACCAUAAAUAAUAAAAGUUGUAAUAAUUUAAAAAAAUGCCAAAUUCAAUGCAAAAUAUUCUUGUAAAUAUGUUAUUAGCACUUAACACAAAACAACCAAAGAGUUGGAUCUUUUGUUAUUUAUUUUUACUUCACAAUUAAAUUUAAGUCUAACAAUAACUAAUGAAACCUACAUUAUGUAGUAGAAAUUUGUACCUGCAGUCUAACAUUGUCAUAUUAUUAUUGUUAAAUGAAUAGGAAAGAAGAUUGUUAAAUUAUUCAAGUCAAAACUAUCCUUAAAAGUCAAUCAUGUCUGUAUGUUCUCAAUUUUUAGAAAAGGAAGAAAAAUAAUUACAGAUUUAAAAGCCUCAUAAAAUAAGAAAUUUUGCUAUAUUGUAGAGAACUAUAAGAACUAAUUUAUUCAAUUGGCAACCAUUUUUCAGUCCUAUGUAUUUCAAUACUAAAAUAAAAGCCCUUUUCUUGUAAAUUAGACUUUAUUUUUACUAUUGACUUUAUUAUAUUAUACACUACCCAUUUUCAUGUUGACAACUAUACUCAGUGUUGCUAUAAUCAUAGUUAAUUUAGUGCUCCCAGAGCAGAUUUUUUUUAUUUUAUUGGUUGGGCUUUAAUUUAUUUUCAUAUAAUCACUGUAUAAUUGAAAAUAAUAAUAUUUAACUCAUUACAUUAAUUUUAAUAAAAAUAAAGCUUACAAAACAAGUUGUACAUUACAGUUUAAAAAUCCAAAUACAUAAUUGAUGAUACAUUGUGUAACAAAAAGGUGCAGGUCUUUAUAAUUAAUUAUUAAAUAAAAGUGUUUUAUAUUUCAAUUGUUUUAUUGAUGCAAUUGUAAAAUAUAAAAAUAAGUAUGUUCUAACAUCUUCCCAUGUAUGGACAUAUUCUAUUUUAUAGUGAAAAAAGAAAUGAUGUUAUUAUUAAAUAGAUAAGCCUU